Molecule: messenger RNA, 2501 nt
Organism: Linum tenue
Lineage: Eukaryota; Viridiplantae; Streptophyta; Magnoliopsida; Malpighiales; Linaceae
Source: the annotation of a GenBank genome assembly
AAAAAAAAAAAAUAACAGGAACUUAUUGGGGCUGGAUUUAAAGCUUGUUAAAGAAAAAGAAACGACUGGAGCACUACUCCAUUUGCGCAGAGACGAAAGGUCUCCUGACUCCUGAGUCCUGAGCACGCAGCAGCGCAUAUUCAAAGCUCAAAAGACCCCUUUCAUCUGUGGGUUUAAUUCUUCUGUUCUACAACAACCCUUCUAACCCAACAGAAUAAAAUUUCCAUCUUGCUAUUCCUUUCCGCUCGAUUCGUUGAUUCUUUGGCGGUGGAGGGGGAGGACAUUGUGUCGGUCGUUCAUGUCAUAGCUCACAGUGACAGUCUCUCGCUUGUUUACUUGAUCGUAAUCUAGAGAAUUACGGUGAUGGUCGGAUUUCAAAUCUGGGUUAUCUGGCUGUGAAUUGUGGAGAAAGGAUCGGGAAAAGAUGCGGAGGCGGGCUGCCGAGUACCGGCGCCCGGUUAGGAGGAGGUAUUCGCAGUGGAUCUGGGUGCUUCUUGGCAUGUUCUUGAUUGCAGGAUUGGUGUUGUUUGUGUUUCACCAUAACCAGCAUGAGGAUCGGGUCGAGCAGCUCAUGACGGAGAGAAAGUCACGGGCUGAUCUGGUUAAUCAUGAGGGUUUGAACUUCACCAAAGAAAUACUAAGCCCUAGCUCAUUCUCAAGGCAAUUAUCCGAGCAAAUGACGCUCGCCAAGGCUUAUGUCAUCAUUGCAAAAGAGCACAACAAUCUUUACCUUGCUUGGGAGUUGAGCAAAAGGAUCCGGAGUUGCCAACUUCUGCUCUCAAAAGCUGCCAUGAGAGGGGAGCCCAUAACAGCAGAAGAAGCAGAACCAGUGAUUAGCAGUCUCUCAUAUCUAAUAUUCAAGGCUCAAGGUUCCCAUUAUGACAUUGCAACCACUAUAAUGACGAUGAAGUCCCAUAUUCAAGCACUCGAAGAACGUGCAAAUGCAGCCACCGUGCAGAGCACAGUGUUUGGUCAGCUGGUGGCUGAAGCUCUCCCCAAAAGCCUCCACUGCCUGAAACUAAAGCUCACAGUCGACUGGCUUUCGAAGCUGCCCCUCCAAGCUCUUGCAGAGGAGAAUAUGAACUCACCUAGGGUUGUAGACAACAACCUCUACCACUUCUGCAUAUUCUCAGACAAUGUACUGGCCACAUCAGUGGUGGUCAACUCCACAAUCUCCAACGCCGAUCACUCAAAGCAGCUCGUGUUCCACAUAGUGACAAAUGGGGUCAGCUUUGGAGCAAUGCAGGCUUGGUUCCUGACCAAUGACUUCAGAGGGGCCACUGUGGAGGUACAGAACAUAGAAGAGUUCAGUUGGUUGAAUGUCUCUUACGCUCCCGUGGUGAAACAGCUGCUGGAUAAAGACUCACGAGCGUUCUACUUUGGUGGUUAUUAUGAAGAUGUUAGCGUCGAGCCAAAACUAAGAAACUCCAAGUACUUGUUUUUGCUAAAUCAUCUCAGGUUUUACAUACCUGAGAUUUAUCCCCAGCUGGAGAAGAUAGUUUUCUUGGAUGAUGAUGUGGUUGUCCAGAAGGAUCUGACUCAGCUCUUCUCUCUGGAUUUACAUGGAAAUGUUAAUGGAGCAGUGGAAACUUGUCUGGAGUCGUUUCAUCGGUACUAUAAGUAUCUAAACUUCUCAAACCCUAUUAUCAGCUCGAAGUUUGACCCCCAGGCAUGUGGAUGGGCUUUCGGGAUGAAUGUUUUUGAUUUGAUUGCAUGGAGGAAAGCGAACAUCACUGCGCGGUAUCACUUUUGGCAGGAGCAAAAUGCUGACCGUACACUUUGGAAGCUGGGCACACUUCCUCCUGCCCUGCUGGCAUUUUAUGGUCUGACCGAGCCACUUGAUCGAAGGUGGCAUGUGUUAGGAUUAGGUUAUGAUAUGAACAUUGAUGACCGACUGAUUGAGAGUGCUGCAGUGAUUCAUUUCAAUGGGAACAUGAAGCCGUGGUUGAGACUGGGUAUUGGCAGGUAUAAGCCUCUUUGGAAAAGGUACAUAAAUGAGAGCCACCCGUAUUAUGCAGAUUGUGUUACAAGUUGAAGCCGAGGCCUCCACUUACCUGUUUGAAUAUGAAGGGCGAUGAUUGCAUUAUUUGUAGAGUCCAGUAGGAAAUUUUUGGCUUUGUUUAGGAUCUCAAGGUUACCCUUCCCUUUCUUUGCUUACAGAAUAGUCGCUUAAAGAUGAAAAUGGAAACAACUUUUAUACAUUAGAAGGAAAAGAACCCUUGUGAAGAAGUGGUGAAAAUUCAUUGGUUUGGUGCGGGGACUUUCUUUCUUCUACCCCUCACUAUGAAGCAAAAGCUGUAGAAUUGUUUGUUCCUUGGCAAGAUACCUACUGUAAUAAUUUCCAGAAACUCUAUUUUAGCGUGACAACUUGAACAAUACCAGUCUGUUUUGUUUGAUCAUACUGCAUUUAUCUGUCUCUUUGUUAAGCUUGUGUGAUUCGGUGUUGUUGCAGUUGUUGAUCCCUGUUGUCGUAAUUGUGAAUGUGACAGAAGAUUGAUCCC